GUAUAUCUGCUAGCAGGCCUCGUUGGUUUCUGCCUAGUCGCUGCUCGUUUUAGAAGACGGCCGCGUUAUCCACCAGGCCCCAAGGGGCUACCAAUCAUCGGCAAUCUCUUCGAUGUACCCGUCGACUACCCCUGGUUGAAAUACAUAGAGCUCGGACAGCAAUAUGAGUCCGACCUCAUUCAUUUUGAGGUAUUCGGGUCGCACAUCGUGGUACUCAACAGCAUGAAGGCUACAAAAGAUCUUCUUGAGAAACGAUCAAAUAAAUACUCAAGCAGGCAACAGACGGUUAUGCUGCAUGAGCUGUACGUACCUCUUCUACUGUAGGAGUUGAUUGCUCCAGCCGAGCCGUAGAUCUGGCUGGCAUCGCAUGUGGAUUCUAAUGGAGUAUGGCGAUUAUUGGCGGAAACAUCGAAAGCUCUUCCAUCAGCACUUUCGCCCUUUGGCCGUUCCGCAAUAUCACUCGAGCCAAACGAAGGCAAUUCGCCGCCUGCUUCCGUCACUACUGGACUCCCCGGGAGAAUUUAUGGGGCAUAUCCGCUUUAUGGCUGGGGCUAUGAUACUCGACAUUGCGUAUGCUAUUAGUGUACGACCUGGCGAUCCUUUGAUCAAGCUCGUUGAAAAGGCAAUGCAUUCAGCGACGGAAAUUAUCGCUUCCGGUGUAUAUCUAGUGGACGUAAUUCCCAUCUUGAAACGCCUCCCGUCUUGGUUUCCGGGCGCCGGCUUCAAACGUCAGACCGCCAAGUGGAGACCCCUGGUUGACAGUAUGUUCGAGACCCCUUAUGGUCAGUUCAAGGAGUCGAUGCGAGAAGGCAAUGCAAAGCCUUGUUUCGCAGCCACCUUACUUUCCAGCGUGAAUAACAACGAAGAUGCGACAUACCUCGAUCAAAUAUUUAUGUCCUUGGCAGGAUCUGUAUACGGAGCCGGGUCCGAUACAACUAUAUCGACACUUACAACAUUUAUUCAAGCUAUUACCAUGUUCCCUGAGACACAGAUAUCAGCCUGUGCAGAACUUGAUCGAGUAUUGAGUAGAAAGCGCUUGCCCGAAAUAGAAGAUCAAGAUUCUCUUCCUUGCAUUACUGCCAUAGUCCACGAGGUUCUACGCUGGCAUCCCGUUGUGCCUCUUGCGGUUCCGCAUCAGACCAUUGCCGACGACGAAUACCGAGGGUACCAUAUCCCAGCUGGAACCGUCGUCAUUGGCAACACAUGGGCUAUACUCCAUGACGAGGAUGUCUUUCCAGAUCCUGAAGCAUUCAAGCCGGAGCGGUUCCUAAGGGAAGACGGAUCAUUGAGGGACGACAUGCCUUAUCCCGUCGAAGCAUUUGGUUAUGGUCGGCGAAUCUGUCCAGGACGCUAUUUCGCACACGAUCUUAUUUGGCUAGGUAUCGCAACCAUCCUUGCUGUCUUCAAGGUCGAGCGCGCAGUCGACGAGCACAGAAACGUCAUCGAGCCGAAAGGAGAGUUUACUCCCCGUUUUCUCAGUAUGCCAAAACCGUUCAAAUGCCGAUUUACUCCGCGGUUCCCUGAGGCUGAGACUCUGAUUCGUUCAGCUGCGCUAGCAGAUUGAGGGAUAUUUUCAGUUACACACGACGCUCCGCGAAUAUGUAUCUCGCUGUCUAGGAAUAAGCUACACCGUGUG
Molecule: messenger RNA, 1636 nt
Organism: Phanerochaete carnosa HHB-10118-sp
Lineage: Eukaryota; Fungi; Basidiomycota; Agaricomycetes; Polyporales; Phanerochaetaceae
Exons: 13
Coding region: 380-1564 (394 amino acids)
Molecular function (GO): heme binding; monooxygenase activity; iron ion binding
Source: RefSeq, a predicted model, not a curated record